AUGAGGCAAUUGGGGACGCGGCUUCAUGGCCUCGUCCUCAUCGCGCCCUUGCUCGGCGCAACGCUGCUCCUGCAGGGUUGUGAAGAAGACCAGGAGGAAGAGCCGCAGCAAUCACCGCCAGCGCACAAGGAUGCUCACAAGGUGGAAAACCUGGCAGCAAGCGAAGAUAGCAGUGGGAAGCAAGGUGCAAUGGACAGGGUGCCCAUCGUAGAGCGACAUCAGCAAGAUGCCCACGACCGCGCUUUUUCGUUCGGCGGGCCUGACCAAAGUCCUUCAGGACCCUCCUCGAAGCUGGUUCUGAUCAACGCCAGCAACGUCAGGGGAGACUCCAUGCCUGGUCAAGGUGACCGGCUGCUAGAUCAUGAGCGCGCCUUCGAGCGAGCCCUCAUGUCGGGCUCGGGAGCGGCCAGACAGGUGCACAUGCUGAAUGCCGAGCAACUCCUCCAAGACUACUACGCACACACAUCUACCACUUCCACGACCAGCACCACCACCACAACCACCACCACCACGACAACAACAGCCACCCGUGCCACGAAAAAGUACUACAUGAAAUCUGCGGAGUCUGCCUCCAGUUCCACCACCAAGAAACCCACCACAACGACAGCUGCAACAACUACCACAACCCAGACACCGGGCGUCUUCCUUCCCGAAGCACCUGCGAACAAGGUCGGCGAAAGCAGCCCCACCAACGCGACCCACGCGAACAUGACGGAGCCCGUGCUGGUGGCCGAAGAGCUGGCGCUCGAGAGGUCCAAAAAAUUGGCGCCUCAGGAGUCAAGGAAGAAGGUGCUCCAGGAGGCAAACAGUGUUAGUCCGUCGGCUGCAACCUUCUCGGCACCAGCUUCUGCAGGAGCAGGCGCUCAGCCCAACGCCGCUGACGACAGCGAGACGACCUCUUCCACGGAAAGAAGCACCACCGAGAGCACGGCAACAGAGAGCGCGGCAGCAGAGAGCACUGCAACAGAGAGCACUACCACAGAGAGCACUGCCACAGAGAGCACUGCAACGGAGAGCACCACAACGAAGACAACCACCGCUGAGACCCCUACCAACACAUCUGCCAGUACCAGCAGCAAGGCAGAGACACAGGACUCAGAGGAUGAGGAGGAGGAGGCGCUGCGCGCAGAAGACCGAGCAGAAAAAGAGGCCAUCGCCAAAGAGAAAGCGAUGCUGGCGGCAGCAAAGAAAGGAGGCAAGCCGGAGAACUCUGCAGGCAGCGACGAGGACGAGGACUUUGAGGACUCCGGCACCGUCGCGUCCUCGCCCAAGCCGUCCGAGGCUGCUGACCUCCUUCAGCUGGAAGAUGGCGACUUGCCUGGCGACAAGGACGCGACCGACAUUCACAGAGACCAGAGCGUCAUGCAGCAGCUGGAGGAGGGCGAGUCUGCUGAGGAAUCUGAGGAAGACGAUCAGACACAGCCGAUACAGGCGACCCGAGCCGACCGAUUGCAGCGGGACCGAACGGCCAUGCUGGAGCUGCAGUUGCAUCAAGAUCAGCAGCUGGACGAGCUGCGGAGGCAGCUGCAGAGGCACCAGGAUGAGGAGCUGGAGCGUUUUCGCCAGCAGCAGCAGAAGGAGCUUGAAGUGCUCAGGCUGGAUGCUUUGCAGUCAUUGAAUGCAGAGCCUGCAUCGCCGAGCAUGAAUCUAGAGCAUCCCCAUGCAAGGCACAAGCACGGCUCCCGGAAGAUGGGGCACUGGCUACAGGAGAUUGCCGAAGGCUCCAAGAUGUGA
Molecule: messenger RNA, 1734 nt
Organism: Symbiodinium natans
Lineage: Eukaryota; Dinophyceae; Suessiales; Symbiodiniaceae
Source: the annotation of a GenBank genome assembly